AUGGACAGGCAGAAAUCUUAUGCUGAUUUAAAGAGAAAAGACAUAGAUUGUGAAGUGGGUGAUAAAGUCUUCUUAAAAGUCUUACCAUGGAAGAAGAUUUUGAGAUUUGGCAAGAAAGGCAAGUUAAGUCCUAGGUUUAUUGGUCCAUAUGAAAUAAUUGAACGUGCGGGUUCGGUAGCCUAUAAACUAGCCUUACCACCAGAACUAUCAAAGAUACAUAAUGUUUUCCACGUCUUGAUGUUAAUGAGAUACAGAUCUGACCCAACUCAUGUCAUUCCCAGAGAGACAACUGAAGUACAACCAUAUUUGACUUAUGAAGAGGAACUGGUGGCAAUUCUAGCUCGUGAAGUGAAAGAAUUAAGGAAUAAGCAAGUUUCACUAGUUAAAGUGCUAUGGAGGAAUCAUGCAAUUGAAAAAGUUACUUGGGAAAGCGAGGAAGUUGUAAAAAUUACAGGUAACGCUUCUAGUUUAGCUGUUAUGCUACCUGAUCAGACGCAUUCCAAGAAGUAG
Molecule: messenger RNA, 510 nt
Organism: Hevea brasiliensis (rubber tree)
Lineage: Eukaryota; Viridiplantae; Streptophyta; Magnoliopsida; Malpighiales; Euphorbiaceae
Exons: 3
Coding region: 1-510 (169 amino acids)
Source: RefSeq, a predicted model, not a curated record